UGGGCUAGUGGGCGGGGCCGGCGGGUACUCCGCAGCUGUCAGUGACACCAGGUGCCGGCUGGCCGUCUGGACCCCCCAGAGACCAAGCCAUGGUACGUGCGGGAGCUGUGGGGACGCAUCUCCCCGCGUCCAGCUUGGACAUCUUCGGGGACCUGAGGAAGAUGAACAAGCGCCAGCUCUACUACCAGGUUUUAAACUUUGCCAUGAUCGUGUCUUCUGCACUCAUGAUAUGGAAAGGAUUGAUCGUCCUCACAGGCAGUGAGAGCCCAAUUGUGGUGGUGCUGAGUGGAAGUAUGGAGCCAGCCUUUCACAGGGGAGACCUGCUGUUUCUCACAAAUUUCCGGGAAGACCCCAUUAGAGCUGGUGAAAUAGUUGUUUUUAAAGUUGAAGGACGGGAUAUCCCAAUAGUUCACAGAGUGAUCAAGGUUCAUGAAAAAGAUAAUGGAGACAUUAAGUUCCUGACUAAAGGAGAUAAUAAUGAGGUUGAUGAUAGAGGCUUGUACAAAGAAGGCCAGAACUGGUUGGAAAAGAAGGACGUGGUGGGAAGAGCACGAGGGUUUUUACCAUAUGUCGGCAUGGUCACCAUAAUAAUGAAUGACUAUCCAAAAUUCAAGUAUGCUCUUUUGGCUGUGAUGGGUGCAUAUGUGUUACUAAAACGUGAAUCCUAACCUGAGAAGCAGUUCCUGGGACCAGACUGAAAUGAAUUCUGUUGAAAAAGAGAAAAACUAAUAUAUUUGAAAUGUUCCAUUUCUGUAUAAAAGGAAACCAUGUGGAGACGUUUUUGUCUUGUCCAAAUAAAUGAUUCAUCAGUAAAGAUGG
Messenger RNA from Castor canadensis (American beaver), 819 nucleotides. It is a transcript of the gene Sec11c, whose product is annotated as SEC11 homolog C, signal peptidase complex subunit. The record is from RefSeq and is a predicted model, not a curated record. NCBI's taxonomy places the organism in Eukaryota, Metazoa, Chordata, Mammalia, Rodentia, Castoridae. Gene Ontology annotation, molecular function: serine-type endopeptidase activity. Gene Ontology annotation, cellular component: signal peptidase complex; membrane.